GAGAUGCGCAAAUUGAAACCCUUGCCUAGGGUGCCAAACUACCUUGGCCCGGCUCUGGGUUCCUGCUUCAAAGAAAGCUUGACUAUUGCAAACCACAUAGCUGAAGAUAAUGUUAGCAAUCAAUAAACGAAGGUUUGAUCUUAAAGUCAAGUACAAAGAGUUGUUACCAGAUGACAAAGUGUUACUGAGAAAUUUAGGAGUAUUGUAAGGGAGCUGCCUGGGAUUCCUGAGUACAAAAUUAAGGAUGCCGUCCCCUCUAGCAGAAGCACAGGACUCCUGUACCACCACAAGGAAGAAAAUCAGUGCUUGAUUUCUUGCAGUAACAGAUUUUGGCUACACUGGAAUCUUUCAGGUUUAAAAAUCCCAUCAGAUGAGAAGGGCAUCGGCAAGUUGAUGGGUUCAGUCAUUUUGGCCUAUAAUGCAGGUCCAGAUUCACUAAUUUGGUGAUCUUACCAUGUAUGGCCACAUUUACAGGAAUAGAAAUAAAGAUAAAUGACAGUUAAAAGAUUAACAUAAAUCUAAAGUCCAAGCAGGAAACUCACCGCACCCUGUGUGACAUCAGGAGAUAAACAAGUCCCACUGGUUAUAGAGAGAGAGUAAAGUUCAGUUUUGUUUCUUGUUCCUGAUUUCAGUGAUGGCGGCUGCUGAUCUGAGAGACGAGCUGAGCUGCUCCAUCUGCCUGAGCAUUUAUACUGAUCCUGUAUCCCUGCCGUGUGGCCAUAACUUCUGCCAGGGCUGUAUUGGGACAACAUGGAAUUGGCAGAAGAGCAUAAAGGAAAAUCCUUCCUGCCCUGAAUGUAGAAAGAGAUUUAGUAGGAGACCUGAACUGACAACAGACUGGAAGCUGCGUGACCUGGUGGAGAAAUUCCGUCCAACUGAGACAGAGCCGGGGGAGACUGGGAUCUUCUGCACCUACUGUGUCCUCUCUCCUGUACCUGCUGCUAAAUCCUGUCUCCUGUGUGAGGCUUCUCUGUGUGAUACCCACCUGAGGGGGCACAGCAAGUCAGCAGAACAUGUACUGACCCAACCCACCGACUCCUUUAUGGGGAGAAAAUGUUCUGUACAUCACAAGGUUCUGGAGUAUUACUGCUGUGAGGAGUCUGUCUGUGUCUGUGUGUCCUGCUGUCUGGCCGGAGAGCACAGGGGCCACAGGGUGGAGCUGCUGAGUGAGGCCUCUGAGAAGAAGAAAGAGAAAGUGAGGAAAUUUCUGGAGAAACUGAGUCCAGAGAGAGAGGAGACUGAGAGAGGAGCCCAGAGACUGCAGGAGCGCAGGAGAAAAGUGGCAGAAAAAGCAGCCGGUGAGACAGAGAGAGUCACUGCCCUGUUUAGAGACAUCAGGGAACAGCUGGAAGCCCUAGAGAAGCGACUCCUGAGUGACAUCUCCAGCCAGAAAGAGAAGCUCUCACUCACACUCACUGAUCUGAUGGAGCAGCUGGAAAUAAAGAAGGACGAGCUGUCCAGGAAGAUCCGUCACAUUGAGGAGCUGUGCAACAUGGCAGAUCCACUCACUGUCCUACAGGAACGGGAAUCACAUGGAGCUGCAGAUAAUGAGGGGGGCAGACAGAGACAUGAUAUAAAGGUCCCUGCUGUAGGGGAUCUGGAUGUGGAUCUGAUCUCAGAGACAUUACUCACAGGCUUAGCUGCCAUUGUGACUGGGGUAAAGGGAGGGAUCUAUGGGCAGGAGGCUACAGACCUGUUACUGGAUAUAAACACGGCUGGGAAUCUUGUAUCUGUAUCAGGGGACAAGAAAUCUGCUUCCUACUCACUCACAGACCAGUGUCACCCACAAACCCCAGAGAGAUUUCAGGAUUAUGCUCAGACUUUAAGCAGCAGGAGUUUCCCCUCAGGGCGACAUUACUGGGAAGUGGAGGUCAGUGAAUCAGGGGACUGGAGGGUAGGGGUGGCCUAUCCCAGUAUAGAGAGGAGAGGGGAUCAGUCCUUUAUUGGGUUUAAUAACAAGUCCUGGUGUUUGUGCAGAUGGAAUAAUAAAUAUAUAGUGAUACAUGACAGUAAAGGCACAAAGUUACCCCACGUCCCUUCCUGCAGGAGAAUCAGGAUCUCAUUGGACUAUGAGGCCGGACGUCUGUCCUUUUAUGAGCUGAGUGAGCCAAUCAGACACUUACACACCUUCACUGUCACAUUCACUAAGCCCCUUCAUGCUGCAUUCUGGGUAUGGGGGGAUGAUACCUGGGUGAGAAUCAUUAGUUAGGGAUAAUGAUAAUGUUAGAUAAUAUUUAGUAUGAUGUAGCGAGUGAUACAAUUUGCAAUUGGUUUUCAUUUUUUAUUAUUUGUGGUUUUUGAAUUAUUUAGCUUUUUAUUCAGCAGCUCUUCAAUUUGCAUUUUAAGCAAUCUGGUUGUUGUUAUAUCUGCAUCAUUCAGUGUGGACUUAAUGCAAAGAUUACACAUCCAGUUUGCAGUGGAGAUUCAGUUUUAUUCAUUGUACACUUCUCAUUCCUUCCUCUGCUUUCUCUCUCAUGAUAUUCCUCUUACUUCCUGUUCCUGCCUCCUACCCAGCCUGCCUCUCUGCCUUAAAGGUACACUGUAACCUAAACAUGCAGACAUUACAGUUGUUAGGACCCAAAUUCCCCUAGCAACCAUGCACUGAUUUGAAUAAGAGACUGGAAUAUGAAUAGGAGAGGCCUGAAUAGAAA
Messenger RNA from Xenopus laevis (African clawed frog), 2651 nucleotides. Its product is annotated as E3 ubiquitin/ISG15 ligase TRIM25-like. The record is from RefSeq and is a predicted model, not a curated record. The transcript has a single exon. The coding region runs from base 635 to 2209 and encodes 524 amino acids. NCBI's taxonomy places the organism in Eukaryota, Metazoa, Chordata, Amphibia, Anura, Pipidae.